Lactuca virosa is the source of this 297-nucleotide messenger RNA. The record is from the annotation of a GenBank genome assembly. Lineage: Eukaryota; Viridiplantae; Streptophyta; Magnoliopsida; Asterales; Asteraceae.
AUGGCAUUGAGAAAUACUAAUUCCACCAACAUCUCUUUGAAUAGUUUAUGUUUUGUCAUUGGGAUUAUCAUCUUUUCAAUGACAACACAACUCACUGGGGUUGACUGCAGAGCUUUAUGUUCGACACAACUCAUCCCCGCAACUCGAAUUGAACGAGUUGAUGAAGCUGAGGACACCACAACUGAAUCCAGGCUCUCUUCUUUCAGCAUAACGCGUUGCAGUAGCCUCAGAUCGAGGAUGAGGAACUUGGGAUAUAAGCUGGCUUCCGGACCUAGCAAAAGAGGACCAGGCCAUUAA